UGGCUUAACUGUGAACUGGGCUGUGUGCAACUUGCAUCAUUUUGGGAAGACAUUUCUGUUGCAGUGGUACAUUUCUCGCCGUGUAUGCAUCAGUCGGGUCUCGCAGGUCUGUCAGGCCUGUGCCGAGUCACCGACCACCUGUAUCUCAGUAAUGGCAGAGCAGCCAGUGACUCCUCUCAGCUGACUCGGUGCAACAUAACCUGCAUCAUCAACGUUACUGAGACCAAGAGCCGCAGCCGUCCUCCUCCUCCCGGGGUAGAGUACAUCCACAUCCCGCUGUCUGACUCCCCGGUGUCCCCUCUCUGUGAGCACUUUGACGAGGUGGCGGAUAAAGUAGAGCUCACUGCAGAGCGCGGAGGCCGCACACUGGUGCACUGCAAUGCAGGUGUGAGCCGCUCCGCCGCCCUGUGCAUGGCCUACCUGAUGAAGCACCGCGGGGUGACUCUCCUGGAGGCCCACGGGUGGGUUAGGAACAGUCGACCCGUGGUGAGGCCGAAUAAUGGCUUCUGGAAGCAGCUCAUCCGGUAUGAAAUGGAGCUUCGUGGAUGCACAUCUGUCCGAAUGGUGUCGUCCUUCAUGGGAGAGGUGCCAGACAUUUAUGAAGAGGAGAGCAGGAACAUGAUGCCACUGUGAAGAGGCCCCUGCACUGCUCUGUGGGGGCAAUACUGAGCAAUGGAUAAAUGUAUGGACAAUAAUAUAUUCUAUUCUGUGUUGCAUUUCUACAGUGAAAAAAUGCUGUUUAGUCAUGUAAAGAAACAUCAAAGCAUAGUGUGCUCCAGAAUGAGUUAUAACACUGCUACAUUACAUUUAUCUGGCAGCUAUAGUUACAAGUUGUAGAUCAAGACUCCCAUGAUUUUCAGCUUGUGGCCCCUUACAUACAAGCUGCUGGUCACAUUUCUGAGUUUAGGUUGAAACAACCAUCUACAGUGUCCAAUAAUCCACUGUAUGACUAGACUAAGAGGUGCCAGGUUUCAGGAGCAAGUUAAACAAUAUGUUGCCUUCUUCAUGUAAAAUUCUGCUUCAUAUACUUUUCCACCCUGACCAGGAUACAAUUCUCUGAUAUAACAAUAAAUACUUCCCUCUGAGCAUGUUUAAAGAUAUUGAACAUUGUGCAAAAUAUUGUCAACCAGCAGCUUCAGUUCAAAAGAGUCAGUAUCAGGAAAUGUGUGGAUAAUUGCACAUGUAAUGACAGUGAGAGGUAGGCUGACUGAAUGUGGAAAACCUGAGACAUACUGUUAAAAUUGUGCUUAUUUUUCUUAUGACAUCUCAGGCUGUUCAUCUGUUUUGUAAGAACAUCUACAGAAUGUACUUGCAGUUCUUUACACAAAAAAAGGAAAAUAUCGGAGCUGACGGUACUUACAGGUUAAAGUGCGACGAUUUUAUUGGUCCAGCCCAUCUGAGAUUAAAUUGGGAUGUAUGGGACCCUUUUAAGGUGUCUGACCCCCAGGUGUGGAGCCACUUGACUCAUCCGACUGUUUUCAGAGUAGAUAAACUAGAGCUGUUGCAUCAAUAUAAACUAUUAACUAUAAUAUAAAUAUGUAUUAUAAUAUGUAAUGAUCAGCUAUGUUGCCAUUUUUCUGCAUAACAAAUGCUUUUACUUUAAAUUUUGUUGAUAAUACUGUGUAGGGUUUUUGUUGUAUUGAUAUUUUUACUUAAAGGAAUACUUCACCCACAAAAUAACCAUUUAUAAAACACACUAUCAUGCUGUGUUGCCUUGAAUUUGUUAAGAAAACUUUUGUUUUUCCGGCAUGCCUCCACAGAGCACAUUUUAACAUAUUCAUUCCAUGUGAACAACAGAGAGACUGUAUCAAAACAUCCAUCGCACAAUUCUUGCAGUAUAAUCUAGGGCUGCACCGGACUCAGAAUCAUUGUUUUGGUUUUCAACACAUAUUCAUCGUCUUGUGCCUUAAUUCCAUUUAGUUUGAGAGUUUGAACAGGGUUCAGCGGGACAUUGAGGGUGAUGGCAAUGAUCAUGUAAAAUGGUAAACAAGCCCCCUGAGCUUAUGCAUGCUUAUUACAUUACCACAGAUCAGGAAUGCCAGAGACUUCAUAUUGCAGUCUGGCUUUAAAGAAAGCAUAAAUAAGUUUGGGAAGUACUGAGCAUAUAGCUGGAUAAAUGAGACUUGGAUUAUACUGCAGAAGUUCUGUGAGAGAUUGCAUGGAUGUUAAUCGGCUCCCAAUCAAUCAGUAUGUUUGCCAUUUUCUGUAGAGGCAUGUGUGAAAAACAGUGUCUUCUUCAUUAAUUUAAAGUAACACAGCAUGAUUAAUCAACCCACAUGUGAUAAUUUUUUUGGGUAAAGUAUUCCUUUAAUGACCUGAGUUCUUCUUUUACCACCAACUAUAUGACUGGCCCUGAAUCACUAAACAAGCUGUGACAGUGAAGGCAGUCAAGGAAUCCGACUCAUUUGAGGCUAGAAAGUACAAAAAGCUUUUAUUUUAGAAUCAAUACUCAUCUCAGUCGGUUCAGCAGACACAUAUUUGUGCAAAGCCUGAAGGACAGCAGGAUGUUUUCAUGGACAGCCAUUCCUAAUAAGCUGAAAUAAAUAGCUACGUAGUCAUUUAGCUACAUAUUUAGUAAACAUCUUGAAAACAUGCUAAUGUCAUGCUAACUGUCACACUGUAUGAAAAAGUGACUUGUGGUGUUUGAUUUUCCAGAGCAAAUUAUAUUUUUAAAAAAAUGCUGUUUGCAGAUUUAACAAUAAAAAUAUAUAUUUUGGGACAUGA
This is a messenger RNA of Epinephelus lanceolatus (giant grouper), 2724 nucleotides long. Its product is annotated as dual specificity protein phosphatase 18. Gene Ontology annotation, cellular component: cytoplasm. Gene Ontology annotation, biological process: peptidyl-tyrosine dephosphorylation. The record is from RefSeq and is a predicted model, not a curated record. Gene Ontology annotation, molecular function: protein tyrosine phosphatase activity; MAP kinase tyrosine/serine/threonine phosphatase activity. NCBI's taxonomy places the organism in Eukaryota, Metazoa, Chordata, Actinopteri, Perciformes, Serranidae.